Jatropha curcas is the source of this 1108-nucleotide messenger RNA. Its product is annotated as proteasome subunit beta type-4. Gene Ontology annotation, cellular component: proteasome core complex. The record is from RefSeq and is a predicted model, not a curated record. Lineage: Eukaryota; Viridiplantae; Streptophyta; Magnoliopsida; Malpighiales; Euphorbiaceae.
CUGAGAAGAUCUUCUGUAGAAGAAAUAAAAUCUUAACUUUUUUUUUUUUUAAGCGCGGAAAUAAGUUCUCUUCUCCCUACGAAGCUUCGGACUCGAUUAUGUUUCCUUGAUCUCUCGACUGCAAAGGCAAAGACUCGAAGAAGCUAUUCUCUGCUUGAUUCAUAAACCAAAGAUGGCCAUGGGUAUGGUGAAGGAGACCGGCUUGGAACCUGCCAAGCUUUUGGGCCCUGAAUCUGCUUCUGAAAGGACACUGUAUCCAUAUGUAACGGGCACAUCUGUUGUAGCUUUGAAGUAUAAAGACGGCAUUUUGAUGGCUUCGGAUAUGGGGGCAUCUUAUGGAUCCACCUUGCGGUAUAAGAGUGUUGAGCGAAUCAAGCCUAUUGCGAAGCAUUCUCUUCUUGGUGCUAGUGGAGAAAUUAGUGAUUUUCAGGAGAUUCUACGUUACCUUGAUGAGCUGAUCCUCUAUGACAACAUGUGGGAUGAUGGAAACUCUUUGGGUCCAAAAGAGGUCCACAACUAUUUGACUAGGGUGAUGUAUAAUAGGCGCAACAAGUUUAAUCCACUGUGGAAUUCACUGGUUCUUGGUGGAGUUAAAAAUGGACAAAAGUAUCUUGGCAUGGUCAGUAUGAUAGGAGUGAAUUUUGAGGACAAUCAUGUAGCUACUGGAUUUGGAAACCACCUUGCACGGCCAAUACUCCGUGAUGAGUGGCGCGAGGACCUGAGCUUUGAAGAUGGUGUUAAAUUGUUGGAGAAAUGCAUGAGAGUCCUCCUAUAUCGCGAUAGAUCUGCUGUGAACAAGCUUCAGAUAGCUAAAAUUACUGAGGAAGGUGUAACAAUUUCACCCCCUUAUGCACUAAAGACCUUGUGGGGAUUCACUGCAUUCCAGAAUCCAACAGUUGGUGCUGAAGGAUCAUGGUAGACGGGCGGUUGAUCGACUGAACCCUGAAAUUUACUUUAACCAUUUUGGGGUUUAGUCUGCUUGUUAUUAUAUCUGAAUCAUGGAUACUCUCUUAAAUUAUGUUGGCCUUUCGUUUUUCUGCAUGUAAUUACUUUAUCCAUCAUGUACUUUACCUUUCGAAAAUAAAUUAUAUGCUUCAUUCACGCAAAA